GUCCUCUCUUUCGGUGUUUUCUUCUUCUGCAAGGAACCUGAGACGUGAUCGAACAUUGGGUUUCUCUUUCGAUCUGCUGCGAGUUUCUUCGCGCUCAGAUCGUUCCAUAUCGAUCAUGGCCCCGAAUCUGCAGCUUUUGUUCUUCGUUCUCUGUUUCAAGAUCUUCACUUCCGUUGUUCUUGCGGAGACCGAUAGCCAGGACGUUUCGGCUCUAACGGACGUGUACAAGAGCUUAAACUCUCCGUCAAAACUAAAGGGAUGGACUUCUGAUGGAGGUGAUCCAUGCACCUCAUGGGACGGUAUCACUUGCAAGGGCUCGUCUGUUUCUGAAAUAAGGUUAUCAGGACUUGGACUCAGUGGAUCAUUGGGUUACCAAUUAGCCAACUUGAAAUCAGUCACUUACCUAGAUGUCAGCAAGAACAACCUUAAUGGCAAUUUACCAUAUCAGCUCCCUCAGAGUCUUGUUUAUCUAGAUCUUUCUGAGAAUGGCUUCAAUGGUAACGUGCCAUACUCGAUAUCUCUUAUGAACAGCCUCACUUAUCUAAACAUCGGUCAUAAUCAACUUAAUGGGGAACUGAGCGAUAUGUUUCAGAAGCUUCCGAAGCUUGAAACAAUUGAUAUGUCUUCCAAUCAGCUGACGGGGAAAUUACCGCAGAGUUUUGCCAAUCUUACAAGCCUCAAAACACUGCAUUUGCAAGACAAUCAGUUCAAAGGUUCCAUAAAUGCUCUCAGAGAUCUCCCUCUUGAUGAUCUAAACGUUGCAAACAACGAAUUCAGCAGUUGGAUCCCAAAUGAGCUGAAGGGCAUUGGAAAUCUUCAGACUGGAGGCAACAAAUGGUCAACAGGGGCGGCACCACCCCCACCACCAGGCACGAGACACGGUUACAGAGACUCAGGAGAUGGAGGAGGAGGAAAGAGUCUAAGCAUCGGAGUUAUAGUUACCUUAGGCUGUUUAGGGGCUCUGAUUCUUACCGCAUGCAUCAUUGCUCUUGUUUCUUGUAAACACCAUGCCCCUUCUUCGCAUUUUAUGGAUGAAGAGAAGGGCAGUAGCCACCAUGGAAGGCCUCGAUAUACUCCAAAACCAUCUCAGAUGCUACACUACGAGGCGAUGGAUGGCCGCAAAGGAGGCGAGAAGAGUGUGGAUUCUGAUGCUCCGGUUUCGUUUAAACGGAAUUCGUCAGUGAGGUUUAAGAAUUCUCCUACUCUUUAUCUGAUAACUCCAGAAGGCUCCACCAUUGAAGGUCUUACGAGCCCUGAUCAAAUGCUUCCUUCGAGCCCUGUUGAGUCAUUUUCCAUGUCAGAUUUGCAGAACGCGACCAUGGGUUUCUCUCCCAGCCGCUUUCUUGGCGAAGGGACCAUCGGUCGUGUUUAUAGGGCCAAGUAUCUCCAUGGACGGAUUUUAGCUGUGAAAGAGAUAGAUUCGUCAUUGUUAGGAAAAGGAAACCCAGAAGAGUUUUCAUCGCUGGUGUCGAACAUCUCGAGGAUUCACCACCCAAAUGUUGCAGAACUCGUGGGUUAUUGCUCAGAACAUGGACGCAACCUGCUAAUUUACGAGUAUUUCACCAGCGGAUCACUACACAGAUUUCUUCACUUGUCCGAUGAUUUCAGCAAUCCCUUAACUUGGAACACCAGAAUCCGAAUUGCUCUCGGCUCAGCCCGUGCCAUAGAGUACCUUCACGAAGUUUGUUCACCGCCGUUGGUCCACAAGAACAUCAAGUCGUCGAACAUUUUACUCGACAAUGAGCUCAAUCCACAUCUCUCAGACUAUGGAAUGGCAAACUUUCACCAUAGAACGAGUCAGAAUCUUGGAGUGGGAUACAAUGCACCUGAAUGCACAGACCCUUGUGCUUAUACGCUAAAAAGCGACAUCUACAGCUUUGGUGUGGUCAUGCUGGAGCUGCUAACUGGUCGAACUCCUUACGACAGUAAUAGGCCGAAACAAGAGCAGUCGCUGGUUCGAUGGGCAAGGGCGAGGCUUCAGGACAGGGAAGCUCUGGAUGAGAUGGUUGAUCCUUCACUCUGUGGGCUUUACUCUCCCGAAUCAGUGUCUAAAUUUUCCGAAAUAGUUUAUCUCUGCAUACAGAUGGAACCUGAGCUUCGGCCACCGAUUUCAGAAGUGGUGGAGGCACUGAAUAAGUUAGUUUGACGCCGAGUCAGAAGAAGAAACGCCGAGCAGACAACUCUUUUGAAUUUUCCAUUCACAGUUUGUACGCCGAUGCAAUGCUUUCUUGGAUGAGCUAAUAAAAAAAUCAUCGUUUUCUGGA
Messenger RNA from Tarenaya hassleriana, 2264 nucleotides. RefSeq names its product protein STRUBBELIG-RECEPTOR FAMILY 4. The record is from RefSeq and is a predicted model, not a curated record. The coding region runs from base 116 to 2146 and encodes 676 amino acids. Lineage: Eukaryota; Viridiplantae; Streptophyta; Magnoliopsida; Brassicales; Cleomaceae. The transcript has 17 exons. Gene Ontology annotation, molecular function: protein kinase activity; ATP binding; protein binding. Gene Ontology annotation, biological process: protein phosphorylation.